UACCACGUGACCCUGACAUUGAGGCGGAAAUGAAAGUUAACUAGGUAGCAGCGAUAGGACCACAGCUUUAAUAAGAGCUGUGAUGUCAUGGCAACUGCCAGUGUGAAUAGACCUGGCAGUGUCCAGUCCACCGAAAAAUCUCAGCUGACCUUGAAAGUUCUUUCUGCAAAGCCCCAGUCCCCCAAACUCCCCAACCGCCAUUCCCGCCUCAGCUCGUUUGUGGAGGUGACCGCUGACGGGCUGACCAGUGAGACCAAGAAGACGGGCAAGCGCACAGGCCACCUGGAACUCCAGUGGAAUGAGGACCUCACCCUGAAUGUGACACCUCAGAGUCGACUAGAUCUGAAGCUGUGGAGUUGCCACACCCUGAGGAAAGAGCUGCUGGGUAGCGCCACCAUUGACCUUUUGGACACCUUACGCAAUCAUGAUGGCAAAAUGGAGAAUCUGCAGCUCAGUCUAGUCCUGCAGACGGAGAACAAAGGCUCAGUUGUAGCAGGAGGCGAGCUGAACGUCUGUCUGGACGGCCUGGUUGUUGAUCUGGGAUCCUUGCCCAAUGGCAGCACAGCAACAGACAAGAUGUUGCCGUCAGACCGACCGAACCUACGCAGGACACAGAGUGAGGAGACGCCCAGCACAGCCAGCCCGCGUGGCAGCCAGGAGCGUCUGCUGGAGCUCCACCACAACAUGGCCAACCCUGUGGUGGGAGGGCCAGAGCCCCCUGCCCAGACACCCACAGGAAGAAGAACAGGACCCACAGGCGCUCCGGGUGGUUCGAGGGGGACCUCUCCAGGUGGCCCCCGAGGGCCCCUCACUAAUGGGGAUGUGAACGGAGAGCAGAGCCCUGGGGCCGCCGGACGCCACCGCGCCUCCAAGAGCUCCCACAGCUCCCACAGCAGCCCUGGCAGCGCAGGUAAAGGUGAGCUGGCCCCUAACGGCCUGGAGAAUGGCCGCAGCAGUCUGGCCCGCCACACCCCCCCUCCGCCAUCCCCCACACUCCGGUCCUCCGCCCCCAGCAACAGCACCCCCGCUGGGCCAGACAGCGGAGCCGCACCCCCGGCCCCAGGAGAGACCGCCCCCUCAAACCCGGACCAGCCCACUCCUGCCAUGGAGCCCGUGAUGGAGUCGCUGCCAACAGGCUGGGAGCAGCGUGUUUUGCCCCACGGCAGGGUGUACUACGUGGACCACAACACAAAGACUACCACCUGGGAAAGACCCCUCCCACCAGGCUGGGAGAAGCGGGUGGACCAGCGCGGGCGCUACUACUACGUGGACCACAACACCCGCACCACCACCUGGCAGCGGCCCACAGCCGAGUCGGUGCGCAACUACGAGCAGUGGCAGUCGCAGCGCAGCCAGCUGCAGGGGGCCAUGCACCAGUUCAGCCAGAGGUUCCUCUAUCAGCCAUCAGGAGCGCCUGUUGAAAAUGACCCGCUGGGCCCUCUACCUCCAGGCUGGGAGAAGCGGCAGGACAAUGGCAGAGUCUACUUCGUCAACCACAACACGCGGACCACCCAGUGGGAGGACCCCCGAACCCAAGGGAUGAUCCAGGAGCCCCCCCUGCCCCCCGGCUGGGAGAUGAAGUACACAGCGGAGGGCGUGCGCUACUUUGUGGACCAUAACUCCCGCACCACCACCUUUAAAGACCCCCGACCGGGCUUUGAGUCUGGGUCCAGGCAGGGGGGCUCUCCAGGGGCCUAUGACCGCAGUUUCAGGUGGAAAUACCAUCAGUUCCGCUUCCUGUGCCAUUCCAAUGCCUUGCCAAGCCAUGUCAAAAUUUCCGUGUCCAGGCAGACACUCUUUGAGGACUCCUUUCAGCAGAUUAUGAACAUGAAGCCGUACGACCUGCGGCGGAGGCUCUACAUCAUCAUGAGGGGAGAAGAGGGCCUGGACUACGGCGGCAUCGCCAGAGAGUGGUUCUUCCUGCUCUCCCACGAGGUGCUCAAUCCCAUGUACUGUCUGUUUGAGUACGCCGGCAAGAACAACUACUGUCUGCAGAUCAACCCGGCCUCCUCCAUCAACCCUGACCACCUCACUUACUUCCGCUUCAUUGGGCGAUUCAUCGCCAUGGCACUGUACCAUGGCAAGUUCAUCGACACAGGCUUCACUCUGCCCUUCUACAAACGCAUGCUCAACAAGAAGCCCACCCUUAAGGACCUGGAGUCCAUAGACCCAGAGUUUUUUAACUCCAUCAUGUGGGUCAAAGACAACAAUCUGGAGGAGUGUGGAGUGGAGCUCUACUUUGCUCAGGACAUGGAGAUCUUAGGGAAGGUGUCCACACACCAGUUGAAAGACAACGGCGAGAAUGAACUGGUCACAGAAGAGAACAAGGAGGAGUACAUAAGGUUGCUGACUGACUGGCGCUUCAUGCGGGGGGUGGAGGAACAGACCAAGGCCUUCUUGGACGGCUUCAACGAGGUGGUGCCUCUGGAGUGGCUGCGCUACUUCGACGAGAAGGAGUUGGAGCUCAUGCUAUGCGGCAUGCAGGAGAUCGACCUCAGCGACUGGCAGAAGAACACCAUCUACCGCCACUACACCAAGAACAGCAAGCAGAUCAACUGGUUCUGGCAGGUGGUGAAGGAGAUGGACAACGAGAAGCGGAUCCGCCUGCUGCAGUUUGUGACGGGGACCUGCCGGCUGCCGGUGGGCGGCUUUAACGAGCUCAUAGGGAGUAAUGGUCCACAGAAGUUCUGCAUAGAUAAGGUGGGGAAGGAGACAUGGCUACCCAGAAGCCACACCUGCUUCAAUCGGCUGGACCUGCCCCCCUACAGGAAUCUACUUGGCAGCUCAAUAAGGAUCUUGCUCUUGCCAUCAGGAGAGAUUGCAUUCCUACCACCGUAG
This is a messenger RNA of Alosa alosa (allis shad), 2838 nucleotides long. RefSeq names its product WW domain containing E3 ubiquitin protein ligase 2 (gene wwp2). Gene Ontology annotation, biological process: ubiquitin-dependent protein catabolic process; protein K63-linked ubiquitination; negative regulation of transcription by RNA polymerase II. The record is from RefSeq and is a predicted model, not a curated record. The coding region runs from base 88 to 2838 and encodes 916 amino acids. Gene Ontology annotation, molecular function: ubiquitin protein ligase activity; protein binding. The transcript has 26 exons. NCBI's taxonomy places the organism in Eukaryota, Metazoa, Chordata, Actinopteri, Clupeiformes, Clupeidae.